Myxocyprinus asiaticus (Chinese sucker) is the source of this 992-nucleotide messenger RNA. RefSeq names its product methylthioribulose-1-phosphate dehydratase. The coding region runs from base 125 to 850 and encodes 241 amino acids. Gene Ontology annotation, molecular function: methylthioribulose 1-phosphate dehydratase activity; metal ion binding. The record is from RefSeq and is a predicted model, not a curated record. Gene Ontology annotation, cellular component: cytoplasm. The transcript is spliced from 7 exons. Lineage: Eukaryota; Metazoa; Chordata; Actinopteri; Cypriniformes; Catostomidae.
UCCGCCCUCCGCUCUUGCGAAUGCGUAUUAAAGUUGGGUCGCUGCUCAAAACCUUUGAACUUUACAUUUGAUCAUAAUAAUAUAUUGUUUUUUACAUGACUAGUCGUGUUUAAAUGCUUUAGAUAUGUCGUCGGUCGUGAGCUCUGGUAAUGGGGAGUGCAACGCAAAAGAAAUAGGGGACCAGGAACAUCCUCGCGUGCUGAUCCCAGAGCUCUGCAGGCUCUUCUAUGAGCUGGGUUGGGUGACAGGUACAGGGGGAGGAAUAACCCUGCGGCAUGGAGACCGCAUUUAUAUAGCUCCCUCAGGUGUUCAGAAGGAGAGAAUACAACCAGAGGACUUGUUUGUGUGUGACAUAGAUGAGAGGGACAUCAGCUGUCCACCUCCACAGAAGAAGUUGAAGAAAAGCCAAUGCACGCCCCUCUUCAUGAACGCCUACACUAUGAGAGGAGCUCAGGCAGUUAUCCAUACACACUCAAAGGCUGCUGUCAUGGCAACUCUCAUGUUUCCUGGGAAGGAAUUCCACAUCACACAUCAAGAGAUGAUCAAGGGGAUUCGAAAAGGAAACUCGGGCACAAAUUACAGGUAUGAUGACACUCUAGUUGUUCCAAUUAUUGAGAACACCCCAGAGGAGAAAGACCUGAAAGAGCGCAUGGCCCGAGCCAUGGAUAUGUACCCCGACUCCUGCGCUGUUCUCGUCCGCAGACAUGGGGUGUACGUUUGGGGAGAGACCUGGGAAAAAGCAAAAACCAUGUGUGAGUGUUAUGAUUAUUUAUUUGACAUCGCUGUUCAGAUGAAACGAUGUGGCCUGGAUCCCUCGGCUGUUCCCACUGAAGCUAAAGGCAUUGUUUGACAUAAUUGAAUAUCUACAAUCAACAACUGUAAUCUUCAUGUUUAUUAAAUAUUAAAUGAUCUUUUCACAUUGUUUUUAAAAAUGUAAAAUUCAGUUUUUCUAAUUUAAGAUUAAACAUUUACAAACUGAUGAAAUUGUUUUU